Molecule: messenger RNA, 6139 nt
Organism: Macaca mulatta (Rhesus monkey)
Lineage: Eukaryota; Metazoa; Chordata; Mammalia; Primates; Cercopithecidae
Source: RefSeq, a predicted model, not a curated record
AUGCCUUCCUGCACUCAGGAAAAAUUAAGUGAAUAUUCAUCUUAUCUGAACUUUAACAGGCCUUGUGAGGGAGUGUCCCAAGUAACAUCUGUGUUGUUGCUCUGCCAAGGUGGAUGCAAAUCGGCUUAUCAGAUUGACCUCCUGGAAGCACUGAUCAUAGACCACACAGGCCUGAAACAGGAAGGGCUUCAGUUACCCAGAAACACUGUUUCUAGUUUGAGCAGAAUGGACUCCAAACAAGAUCAUGAGGUUGCCAUGAACACUGUAGGUGCCUUGAGUUUUUUUUCAGAAAUAAAUCCAGAGAUGCAGUUCAAACUAAAUAUACCUGAGAUAGUGGAAGAUUUUUCUGUCUCUGAAAAACCCCUAGAUUGCUUACCUGCUGUAUGUAAAACACAACAUGGAAUACAAAAGAAUGCUUUCAGCACAGCAGAAACACUUGCCUUGGACAGGCCUGCAAGCCACAAUCAGAAACUUCUCAAUAUGUUUGAUGCUCAUUACCUGCAACUACCCUGGGUCAAUCCUUACAUGGAGAGUGCCACACCAGCCAUCCAUCCUUCCUUUGAUUUGCCAAAUAUGUAUUCACAGAGCAUGUUCUUGCUACCUCAGCAGUUCUAAAACUUGGCCCAGCCACUAUAUUCUCCAGGAAACAGAAACAGGGAGCAAUUUUCCUACCUGCCACCACCCUUGGCAUCACCCAUGAGGUUUUCGGUGCCUUUCGCCAUCUCAGCCAUUCUGCCUCUCUUCUGCUGUGCAGACAAAAGCCUACCGUGGAGGAUGGCCAUCAGUCUCCAGAACCCCCACAGCUAUCCUCAUAUUCGGAACAGUAAACAACCUAGGAUGCCGUCUACCAAGGCAGUUACUAGCGGCUUUCCAGGGGAUACAACUCUCGUGUUCCCUGCCUCCCCUCAGCCCUCACCCUAGAUCCACCUUGCCACCCAGGCUGUUGCAGACACGUUCUCUGAGUUCCAUGAGCAUUAUACCAGGAUCUGCACCCCUCCUGCAGUCAUGCUGUCAAGGCUAUACAGGAUAGGUAGCGAGUUUCCCACAGCCAAGCUCUCUAAUAGCAAAUAUCCUGAGACCCUGGAAGUGGGUGAAAGUGCUCAGCCAGUCCCCAUGUACACCUGUAAGACAGUGGCUCAAGACAGGAAAGAUGGAGGCUCACCGCCUCUGUUAGAGAAGCAGAGUAUUACCAAAAGCAUCUCAAGUAAGCCAGUAGAGUUGUCUUCUAAAGUGAUGGAGGUAGAUGCUUCCAAAGCUGACCAUAUGAAAAAGAUGGCUUCUAUGGGCCUGGUUCACAGCAGGUCUGGAGGUGGCUUAGUGCUCUCCAGAAGUGAGAUUCCAAAAGAAACAUCUUCUCCAAGAAAUGGCUGUGCUAUCUAUAGAUCUGAAAUCAUUCGCACUGAUCCUUCAUCCUGGGUAGUACCCAAGCCAAGACCUAAUGAAGAGAACAAUGGUGAAAGCAUGCUGAAAAACCAGAUAAUAGACUGGAUGAUAAUAAAACAGCAGUCUUCAUAUCUUUGCAUGAGUGGUAAAGACACUAUGAUCCCUAAUGUUCUGGGGUCAGUGUCCUGUGCAGGCCACCCCACCUCUGUAUUACCUCCAUGUUACCAAUCUCCAACCCCAGAUGGGACAGAUGGCACUAGGACCAACAGGAGCUCUGUGGAUACCACACUAUCCAUCAUUCAGGAAGUGGGCUAGCCUCCAACCAUGCCUGUCAAACAAAGCAGCAACACCAGCAGCAAGGAUGCCAAAGCCAGCAACCCAAAACUGAAUUUCAAAGCAAAUGAGAAUGGCCUUCAACCAAGCCCCAUAUUUCUGUCUCCAAACGAGGCUUUCAGGCCGCCAUCAAUUUCCUAUCCCAGAAGUUAUUUUCCUUACCCAGUAUCUAAGGCCACUGCUAUAAGACCCUUCUCCUUACAUGACAAAGGACCUAUCUACCCUCAUCCUAUUUUGUUGCCCAACAACAGUCUCUUUCCUGGGCACCUUGCCCCAAAGCCUACACUGCCUUAUGUGGUGCCUAUGGGCUAUCCAGAGUUGAUCUACCAAGAUGCCCUCGGAUUUGGCAUGGUACAACCCAUGUUGAUACCACACAGGCCCAUGGAGAUCACUAAAGAGGAGAAACCAGAGAGGAGGUCAUGUUCCCAAGAAAGAGCCUGCCACAAAGACCCAACUCUCCAGAAUCAGCUUUCUGAGGUGUUGGAAGCUAGCAGUACAGCAUUUCAUCCAGAAGUCCCCACUGACAUUCUAAAACUGAACCCCAGCUGGAAUCAAGGGAAGAUUGUUAUCAAAAGUGAUAAAGUUGUUUAUGUAGACCAUCUCCAAGAAAAACCAGAUGUUAAAACUGAUGCAAAUAUGUCUAAACCCAGCUUCACACAAAAAAAUGUUGGUCAGAAUGCUGAGCCUGCCAAGCUGCCAGUUGUCAAGCCAUCCCUGCAGCAACAUGAUGAUUUUGUCAUGCUAAGAGAGGAGUUGGGGCACAUUGGUGACUUGCCUGAGGCUUAUACUCUCAAACAGACUCCAGCCAACAAAGAGAACCUAGGGAUGCCAGUUUCAACACCAUUGCUGGAGCCAGCUUUAGUGAGUGAUGGUCACGCUGUAACUUUUGGUAAAAUCCAAGAGAAUUCCAAACCAUAUAGCCUUGGCAGUGCCCCACUAAGUAUGGACAUAAUCUCUAUUUACACCAAAGAUGGAGCCAAUGAGGCCAAAUCAAAUGAUGGCAAACUUCUGAAACCAAAGUCAUCUAAGCUGGUAAAGAGAAUCGCUACCUCAGCAGGUUACAUGGGUGACGGAUUCGACAGUGUCACUACUGAACUGUAUGCAGAUUCUAGUCAGCUCAGGUGGAAGCAACGGGCAUUGAAGAUGAAAGAAUUACAAAAGGACAAUAUUUUAUGUCUGCCUAGUGCUUACUGUGAGCUUGCAAUGAUGCGCUUCUCAGAGUUGCAGGUGAGUGAGAAAAAAGGUGGCCAUUCAGAAACUAAAGACUCCAAGGCAUACAAAUUCAGCACAGCUGACUCAGAGAGAUGGAAAGGAAAUCGGGACAAAAAGCCAAAAUGUGUUCUGGAGGAGGAUAUUGCCAGCCAGAAUAACCGUGAGAGAUGCAAGUAUAGUCCUGGAAACAAACAGCACAAUCCCUUUAAAGCCCUAAAGGAUGAAGAUCUUCCUGUAGAGAAGUAUUUAAUGGAAAGGCAGCCUGUGGGUGAGUUAGCUACAGACCAGGUAGCUAUGGAUGUGCUGCACAGCCCCAUCCUCCAGCUAGAAAAGAAAUGCAAAGUCUCAAGUGACAGCAGCCAGACUGAGACUACUCCAGAGAAGUUGCCAGAGGACUCUUUCCUAAAAAACAAGCAAAAACAGGUUUAUAUAGGGUUUCAUCCUAAGGAACACCACUUGAUGCACCUUAGAGAACAGUGGGAGCAGCAGGUGUUGGCAGCAGAGAGCAAACCCGGUCUGCAAGGCAGGAAGGAAGUGACCCAGACAGUUCAGCCUGAGGUCACUGCCUGGGAUUAUGAUAUCAUGAAAGAGAAACUCUGCAGGAAAAGGGCAGAGGCCAAAGGCAAUAGAAGCUGGUUGGAAGAAUCUCUCAAACCCAGUGGCAAUGAAGAAGGCCCUCCACCAAAGAAGAAGCUUUUAUCCAACAAUGCAAGCCGCCAAAAGCUGUCUCACCCACGCUGCAUACCAUCGGUGAGGCUCCCUGAUAAGCAGCAGAAAGUUAGAGAGAGCGUUAAGACAGAUAUGCUGUGCACAAACAAGGAAGAGGAUUGCCCUGCUACCUCCCUGCUGGAGAAAUACACCAACAACAGUGAGAAGCCAUCUGGGAAGAGACAGUGCAAAACUAAGCACUUGAUACCUCAGGACCUGAGGCAGGGGUUCCUGCUAACAGGGGACUGCUACAUUGAGAAUGCUGAUGGCAAGUCAGCUGUCCCAAGAUUCAUAAAGCGGCUUGAACCCAGUUCCAACUAUGAUCUGACAUUAUCCAAGCAGGAGCUGAAGCCCUUCAACUGCUUGCAAGAGUUGCUACCAGCUUCCCAGGCCAUGAAGUUGCCACACUCAUGUUUCCCUCAAGAAACCAACCAAUCUCGCCCAAUGCUGCUGAGAGCAAAGAGAAUUAUUGUCGAUAGGCAUGCUGGUGAGACUCUCCUGCAGCGGGCAGCAUGGCUUGGCUAUGAGGAUUUGGUCUUGUACUGCCUGGAGAACAAGCAUUGUGAUGUGAAUCAUCAAGACAAUGCAGGUUAUUGUGCUCUACAUGAAGCUUGUGCACGUGGAUGGCUCCAUAUUGUGCAGCACCUUCUUAGAUAUGGUGCUGAUGUUAACUGCAGUGCCCAAGAUGGAACCAGGCCUCUCCAUGGUGCAGUUGAAAAUGAUUGUUUGGAAAUUGUCCGCCUGCUCCUUUCCUAUGGCGCUGACCCCACUUUGGCCACCUACGCAGGCAGAACCAUUAUGAAAAUGACCCACAGCAAAGUUAUGGAAAUAUUUCUAACAGAUUACUUAAAUGACCUACAGGGUUGCAGUGACAAUAAGCUGAAUAGCUCUUGGGAGUUCUAUGGCAGCUCUGUCUGUGAACCAGAUAAUGAAGGGGGAUCCAGUGUUUUGGCAAACCCCCCAGGACAAGAGGACCAGGAUGAUGACAAUGAGGCUUGCAGUGAUGUGUUUGAAUUUGAAUUUUCAGAUAGCCCUCUCUUACCUUGUUAUAACAUUCAAGUUUCAUCUUUGCAGGGACAACGAAACUGGUUAUUGCUUUCAGACGUACUUAAGAAACUGAAAAUGUCAUCCUGCAUAUUUCGCUGUAAUUUUCCACAUCUGAAAAUUAUCCCAAUUGCAGAGGCAGAGUUUUACAGACAGGUUUCAGCAAGUAUCUUGUUCUCUUCCUCCAAAGACUUGGAAGCCUUCAAUCCAGAAAGCAAUGAACUACUAGAUUUACUAGAAUUUACAAAUGAACUUCAGAUUCUUCUUGGCUCCUUUCUGGAAUGCUUAAAUCCCAGGGAUGUGGCCUUAGAGAAGGACCACUGAGGAGAAGUCAAGUCCCACUGUAUACUGUGUGUUGUAGUGUUCAUCCUUGUUUAUGUUUCUCAAAGUACAACUAUUUCUUUGGAAAAGGGACAUUAUGACAUAUGACAAUAUUUCAGCUUUAUGUAAGAUGAGCACUCUAGCUAGAAGACCUAGAAAGAUGUCUUUUUAUUUUAAACUUUUGUUAUGAAAUUACUGAAAUGUUUCUUUAAUUUUAAAUGUAUGGAAACUGCUUUGAAUAAAUUUGUUUACAUUUGGAACAUCUUUUAAAAGGAAACUAGAAUAAGGAAAAAGAGCCUUAUGUGUUCACUUUUUUCCACACAAAGCUCUGAUGACAGAGAUCAUUAACAUUUAUAAAUAAUGUCAUCAAAAUUGAGAAAGUGUUUGGGAUAAUAAAUUUGGUAAAAGCAUUUGAUAUUGUAACUUUUUUGUUUUGUUUACUGUAUAUCUUCUCAUGCCAGGUAUAGGCUAUUGGGUAUAUUUCAACUUAAAAUUACAUUGAAACACAACUAAUUAUAUGAAAUUUAUAACCUAACUUAAAGGUUAUAAAUUAAUUUCUAUGAACCAAACUCAAAUAUUUUAUGAUCUUUUAAUGAAGAAACUUCGAUUUAUUUUUCUCCUCCUCCUCUUCCUUCUUGUUUUCCUUUUUUUUCUUUUCUUUCUUUUUGAGACAAUGUCUCACUGUUAUCCAGCCUGGAGUGCAGAGGCGCAGUCAGAGCUCACUGCAGCCUCUACAUCCCUGGACUCAGUUGUCCUCUCAUAAUCAGCCUCUGGAGAAGCUAGGACUAUAGGACUAUGUCAACAUGCCUUGCUAAUUUAUUUAUUUUUAUUUUUAUUUUUUUGUAGAGACAGUGUUUAGCCAUGUUGCCCAGGUUGUUCUAAAACACCUGGGCUCAAGUGAUCCGCCUGCCUCUACCUCCCAAAGUGCUGCGAUGACAGACGUGAGCCACCAUACCCAGCCUGUUUUUCUAUUCACUAUAAAAUUAUGAAAAUUAAUGACAGUUGAGUUUGCUUGAAAACGUAAAUAUUUUAAUUCUGUGCUUAUAAUUUCUUUCAACUUUGUUAGAUUUAUGCUUUUGUAACACUGUUACAGAAAUUUUCUGAAGAUGCAAUAAAACUGUUGAGGAAAUGAAAAUAA